Molecule: messenger RNA, 318 nt
Organism: Echinococcus granulosus
Lineage: Eukaryota; Metazoa; Platyhelminthes; Cestoda; Cyclophyllidea; Taeniidae
Product: E3 ubiquitin-protein ligase Su(dx)
Exons: 4
Coding region: 1-318 (105 amino acids)
Molecular function (GO): ubiquitin-protein transferase activity
Source: RefSeq, a predicted model, not a curated record
AUGAAUGGAGAUAGAUCGUUAGGUUCACUGGGAGUACCGGUGCAAUAUGAGCGCAAUUUUCGGGCGAAAUUGGCCUACUUCAGAGCCCAAUGCUCCUCCCACUUCCUCAUCGGUCACGCAAGACUCUCCAUCUCUCGUGACGGCCUUCUAGAAGAGUCGUUCCAACAGAUUCAACGACUGCCGGCUUCUGACUUGCGCAAACGACUAUGCAUCACAUUCCUUGGCGAAGAGGGACUGGACUAUGGUGGAAUUGCAAGCGUGAUGCGAUGUCGAAACGUGACAGCUUUCACCUAUACUGUAAAUGGAGCUCCUGCCUAA